AUGGGAAAAAAAGAUCACCGAUCUCCUUCCCCAAGAUCAUCCCAAAGACAAUCUUAAAAAAAUAGAAGCCGUUCUCGUUCUCGAGAAAAAAAGUAUUAAACAACAAAUACAAAUUCGUCAUAUUCCCGUACUCAACAUUCCUAAUCUCGUCGUCCUACAAACCAGCAUUCAAUAACAACUGGUCCUACCCUAUUUAUGGGUUCCGUAGGUGCUACAUUAACAAAAAAGACCCCUAUGCCUCCCAAAAAGUAUCAAUCAGAAACCCCUUAUUACAAACAAAAUGCUGAAAAGACAAUAUUUAACCCCAAAGACGAAUACUCAUAAUUAGAAUGGGAAGAAAUAUAAAACAAAGCAGAUCGUUACUGGUACGACCAAGAUGAAAACGGCAAUUAAAUUGACGAACCAGAAGAAGAUAUAUUUAUAGGAGACCAAAACAAAUUCCGACUAAUGGAAUAAUAAAUGGACAUAGUAAACCAAAGACGUCAAAACGCAAAAUAAAACGACAAAAACAUCGAAAAUGAUAAAUGGGAUUUCAAUCGACUAGUAGCUUCUGGAAUUUUUAAAACAAAAGAAGUUUCAUUUGAUUUUGAUGAAGAUAGUCAAAACAGAGUCACAGUUCUCGUUCAUGACAUAAAGCCUCCAUUUUUAGAUGGGAAAAAUAUUUAUACGAAAUAACUUGAAGGAAUAUCCAUUGUAAAGGACGAAAACUCAUAAAUGGCCAUAAUAGCGAAAAAAGGCUCUGGUGUAUUAAAAGCUUAAAGGGAAAAAACAGACCGAAACAGAAACAGACAAAGAUUUUGGGAGUUAGCCGGUUCUAGAAUAGGUAAUUUAAUCGGCAUAAAGAAAUAAAGUGAAGACUAAAAUACUAAUAAUUAAUAAGAAGAAUUAAAUGAAGAAGGUGACUUAGACUAUAAAAAAUCAUCUUAGUAUGCUCAAGCCUUACAAAACGAGAUUAAAACAGGAGGCUCAAGUGAGUUUUCGAGAACAAAAACAAUAAAAUAACAAAGAGAAUUUCUUCCUGUUUAUUCUGUGAGAGAGGAAUUAUUAAAAAUCAUCUAAGAAAAUCGAGUUAUAAUAAUUGUGGGAGAAACCGGUUCUGGAAAAACUACUUAACUAACUUAGUAUUUAUAUGAAGCCGGAUAUUCUAAAUAUGGCAUCAUUGGCUGUACUUAACCCAGAAGAGUAGCGGCAGUUUCCGUCGCGAAUAGAGUUGCACAUGAAUUCGGUUGUUAAUUAGGUAAAUAGGUUGGUUAUUCAAUUAGAUUCGAGGACAACACAUCCAAAUAAACUAUUAUUAAAUACAUGACGGAUGGUGUUUUAUUAAGAGAAAGCUUAAAUGAUGCUGAUUUGGAAAUUUAUUCUUGUUUAGUUAUGGAUGAAGCUCAUGAAAGGUCCCUUAAUACUGAUGUUUUGUUCGGUAUUUUGAAAAAAGUGGCAUAAAGAAGACGAGACAUUAAAAUAAUAAUCACAUCUGCGACAAUGAAUGCUGAUAAGUUCAGUAGUUUUUUUGGCGAAGCCCCCAUUUUUAACAUUCCAGGGAGGACAUUUCCCGUAAGCAUAAGAUUCGAGAAAAACGCAGUAGAAGACUACGUAGAUAAAGCCGUUAAAAAAGCCUUAUAAGUUCACAUAUAAGAACCUCCUGGAGACAUACUAAUAUUUAUGACAGGUCAAGAAGAUAUAGAAACCUCUUGUCUAUUAUUAGCCGAGAGAAUCGAGAAAAUGGAAACUAUUCCUUCUUUAGAUAUAUUACCAAUUUAUUCAUAAUUAAGAACUGAUGAUCAGGCAAAAAUAUUCUAUAAAUCCGAAAAAAGGAAAUGCAUAAUAGCCACUAAUAUAGCCGAAACAUCUUUAACACUAGAUGGUGUCAAAUACGUUAUUGAUACUGGAUAUUGUAAACUAAAAGUCUAUAAUCCAAAAGUAGGUAUGGAUGCAUUAUAAAUAACUCCUAUUUCCUAAGCUAACGCAAACUAAAGAUCAGGUCGAGCAGGUAGGACUGGCCCUGGAAUAUGCUAUAGAUUAUAUUCAGAUUCAAAUUUUAGAAGCGAUAUGUUAGAAAACAGUGUUCCUGAAAUUUAAAGAACAAACUUAAGUAAUGUAGUCUUACUCUUAAAAUCUCUUAAUAUAGAUAAUUUAUUAGAAUUCGAUUUCAUGGACCCCCCUCCUUAAGAAACUAUACUAAACUCCAUGUAUUAACUAUGGCUUCUCGGUUGUUUAGACGAACUAGGAUAAAUAACCGCUUUAGGUAGAAAAAUGGCCUAAUUUCCUCUAGAUCCUCCAUUAACUAAAAUGAUUAUUUCCGCUGAUGAACUAGGUUGUAUGGAAGAAAUCCUCACUAUAGUAAGUAUGUUGAGUGUCCCUUCAAUUUUCUAUAGACCAAAAGGACGAGAAGAAGAAAGCGACGCUGCUAGAGAUAAACUUUUGAUUCCUGAAAGUGAUCAUUUAACAUAUUUAAAUGUAUUUGAAUAAUGGAAGAAAAAUGAGUAUUCUGCUUAGUGGUGUAACGAACAUUUUAUUCAGGUAAAAACUUUAAGAAAAGUACGCGAGGUACGUUCUUAAUUAAAAGAUAUAGCCAAAUAGUAAAACCUUAGGAUGUCUACUUGUGAGUAUAAUUAUGACAUUGUUAGAAAAGCUAUUUGUUCGGCUUAUUUCACUAAUGCGGCUAAAAUUAAGUCUAUAGGAGAAUAUACUAAUCUUAGAACUGCUAUGCCUUGCCGAGUUCAUCCUUCUAGCGCUCUUUUUACACUUGGACAUGCCCCUGAUUUUGUUGUGUAUCAUGAACUUAUUAUGACCACAAAAGAAUAUAUGAAUUGUGUUACAAUAGUAGAUCCUAAUUGGUUAGCCGAACUUGGACCAAUGUUUUUUAGUGUAAAAGAAUAUUAUGGAAAUAGAAGAGAUAGAAAUGAAUUGGAAAGCUAGUGUAAUAAUUUACUUGAAUAGUAAAUUGAAGAGGCUAAAACUAAAUAAACUGAAUUAAGAUUAUAAAAAUAAUAAGAAGAUGAAUUCGAAAAUAUGCAAAGAAGAAUGAAGUCAGAAAGAAUUGUUGAGCCUGGUAAAAAAUUUAUGACUCCUUUACCUUAUAAAAGAAAAUGA
Ichthyophthirius multifiliis is the source of this 3090-nucleotide messenger RNA. RefSeq names its product pre-mRNA splicing factor ATP-dependent rna helicase prp16, putative. Gene Ontology annotation, molecular function: RNA binding; ATP binding; ATP hydrolysis activity. Gene Ontology annotation, biological process: mRNA splicing, via spliceosome. Gene Ontology annotation, cellular component: spliceosomal complex; intracellular anatomical structure. NCBI's taxonomy places the organism in Eukaryota, Ciliophora, Oligohymenophorea, Hymenostomatida. The transcript has a single exon. The record is from RefSeq and is a predicted model, not a curated record.